Messenger RNA from Nannizzia gypsea CBS 118893, 590 nucleotides. RefSeq lists its product as hypothetical. The transcript has 5 exons. Bases 44 to 550 code for a protein of 168 amino acids. Lineage: Eukaryota; Fungi; Ascomycota; Eurotiomycetes; Onygenales; Arthrodermataceae. Gene Ontology annotation, biological process: cellular response to oxidative stress; cell redox homeostasis; hydrogen peroxide catabolic process. Gene Ontology annotation, cellular component: cytoplasm; mitochondrion; peroxisome. Gene Ontology annotation, molecular function: thioredoxin peroxidase activity. The record is from RefSeq and is a predicted model, not a curated record.
UCUUGCUGCUCAAACCACGUUUAACCACAUAAACUAAUUCACAAUGCCUGCAUUGAAGGCCGGAGACGUUUUCCCCAGCGAUGUUGUCUUCAAGUACAUCCCAUGGACUGAGGAGAAGAAGGGAUUCAAGACCUGCGGUGUCCCUGUUGCAUACGAUGCCUCCAAGGAGUGGGCCAAUAAGAAGGUCGUCCUCGUCUCCGUUCCAGGUGCUUUCACCCCAACCUGCUCUGCCACCCAUCUCCCUGACUACGUCAGCAAACUCGGUGAAUUGAAGAACAAGGGUGUCGAUAACGUUGUUGUCAUUGCCUUCAACGACCCCUUCGUCAUGAGUGCCUGGGGCAAGGCCAAUGGCGUCACUGGUGACGACAUCCUCUUCCUCAGCGACGCUGGCUCCCAGUUCUCCAGUGCCUUUGCCUGGACCGCCCAUGAGGGUCGUACUGGCCGUUACGCCAUGGUCAUCGAUCACGGCAAGGUGAUCUACUCCGAAAAUGAGCCUGCUAUCCCCAAUGUCACUGUCUCUGGUGUCGAUGCCGUCCUCGCCGCUUUGUGAUUUCCCCUUUCAAUAGAGGUAUAGAUAUGGCCUAGAGUCU